Molecule: messenger RNA, 969 nt
Organism: Folsomia candida
Lineage: Eukaryota; Metazoa; Arthropoda; Collembola; Entomobryomorpha; Isotomidae
Product: myeloid zinc finger 1-like
Exons: 6
Coding region: 1-969 (322 amino acids)
Source: RefSeq, a predicted model, not a curated record
AUGACAGGUGAACUCUCCUCACUUUCAGAUAAUUAUUAUGAGCAGGACGACGUCCUGGAUGAGGUGGAAAUCAAAGUGGAAAACGACGACAACCGCAACCUGGGUGCCGACCCGCUGGGAGAGGUGGAUCAAUUUUUUACCAAACACAGUGACAAUUUCUGUGACCCCGAGGAGAGGAUCGGAUUCUUACAAAAAUCUGACCACGAGACUCCAAUAAAAGCUAAAAAUCAAUCACUACGAAAACGGAAACGCCACGAUUCUCCUCCUCCUUACCCACAAAGUGACCUUAAACUGAAUCGUAUUCCACAGCCUCGAACCUACUCCAGAAAACGUACAAAAGCUACAAAUCACGACACAGCCUCGUCCACCUCUACGCCCAUCAUGCUAGAAGACGAAGUAGUGGACGAGGUGUUUGAGGUCAAGGUUGAAGAUCCCGACGAACUCGACAAUAACAACGAAGAAUUUUUUCGGCAAUCAAAAACCCCUCAGGAAUCGUCCCAUGUGGAGACAUCCGAGUCCCAUUCCUUCACAGAAAAGCAGUCCCCCAACAAAAUAAUCCCCCCAGGUCGUAAGAAGGGUCCCUUUCACUGCCCCCACUGCCAAGCUACCUUCAAAGGUCGGGUAGCAUUCCGAGGUCACGUCAAGUCUCACACACCCGGCUAUGUCCCCCCAAUCCGACCUCCGUGCCCGCAGUGUGGAAAAUCCUACUCGAGCAAGUACCAGCUUGAGGCCCACGUCCGCCAGGUGCACAGGGGCGAGCGACCAUUCGCCUGUGGGCAGGACGGGUGUGGUCAGUCCUUCGCGAGGAACGAAUAUCUCACCCUCCACUUGAAAAAGGUCCAUAACAUCGGGCCCAAAGAUAAGUUUAAGGACCCUGACAAAUUUAUGGUCGAGGAGGAGGAGGAGGAGCUUGAUGGUGACGCGUGGGUUUGCUAUGAGUGGGUUCCGAAAAUCAUGGGGGUUUUCUAG